Messenger RNA from Quercus robur (English oak), 2863 nucleotides. Its product is annotated as CSC1-like protein ERD4. The record is from RefSeq and is a predicted model, not a curated record. NCBI's taxonomy places the organism in Eukaryota, Viridiplantae, Streptophyta, Magnoliopsida, Fagales, Fagaceae. The transcript has 6 exons. The coding region runs from base 501 to 2672 and encodes 723 amino acids. Gene Ontology annotation, cellular component: plasma membrane. Gene Ontology annotation, molecular function: calcium-activated cation channel activity.
AAUCCAUUUCCACAGUACUCUCUCUCUCUCUCUCUUUGUGUGUCCAAUGCGUGUGUGAGUGAGCAUUAAAAGAAUGAACACGGAAACACAAAAACUUGGAAAUGAAACAUUGAAAGAGCAAAGUAGAGUCUUGCCCCACAUCCAGCUAAUCACUCCUCCAGAUAUUUAUUACACACCUUUUCUCUUUCAAACAACCAAAAAAUAAUUGCAUAAUUUGCUUUCUUUUUUGUCAAAAACGUAACUACCAACCAAUCUUCAUUCAUGAUCACAUCUUUUCCUUCUUCAUCUCCCAACGGUUACUUUUUGCUUUCUCUCUUUCAAUGAUCCCAUUAACCCGCUCUUUCCAUUUCCAUUCCUAUAUGCUUAUUCUCCUCCACUCCUAAAUAUACCUUCUUUUCACAGUUUCACUCACUCACUCAGUCACGCUUUUGAGAGAGAGAGAGAGAGAGAGAGUUCUGGCAUAAACUGAGAGAAAAAAGAGCUUGUUAGAGAGAGACCAGAUGGAGUUUAGUUCCUUUUUGACGUCCUUAGGGACAUCCUUUUUGAUAUUCAUAGUUUUGAUGUUGUUGUUUGCAUGGUUGUCGAGUAAGCCUGGGAACAGCGUGAUUUACUACCCGAAUCGGAUCUUGAAGAGUUUGGAUCCGAAUGAAGGCGGGUCCAGGACCCGGAACCCGUUUUCGUGGAUCCAUGAGGCCAUGUCCUCAACGGAACAGGACGUUAUCUCCGCCUCAGGAUAUGACACUGCUGUCUACUUUGUGUUCUUGAGCACUGUGUUGGGAAUCUUGGUUUUAUCUGGCUUAGUGCUGCUGCCAGUUCUUCUACCAGUUGCUGCCACUGACGAUGGUGUAAAGACUGCCUCAACCACAAGCAAUGGGACUUUUAAUGACCUUGACAAGUUAGCCAUGGGAAAUGUUAAGGAGAAGAGUUCUCGCUUGUGGGCAUUCCUGUUAGCCACUUAUUGGGUUUCAUUUGUCACAUAUUUCCUGCUAUGGAAGGCUUAUAAGCAUGUCUCUGGACUGAGAGCUGAUGCUCUUAUGUCUCCUGAAGUGAGAGCAGAACAAUUUGCCAUUCUUGUUAGAGACAUACCUCCAGUCCCUGAAGGUCAAACAAGAAAAGAACAGGUUGAUUCAUACUUUAAAAGGAUCUAUCCCGAGUCGUUUUACAGAUCAAUGGUGGUGACAGACAACAAAGUGGUGAACAAACUUUGGGAAGAAUUAGAAGGGUACAAGAAGAAGCUUGCCCGUGCUGAAGCAGUAUAUGCGCAGUCAAAAAAAACUGGCAAACCAGAAGGAGCAAGGCCCACUAAUAAAAUUGGCUUCCUUGGUCUGAUUGGUAAAAAAGUUGAUAGCAUAGAGUACUAUAAUGAGAAGAUUACUGAAGUAACCCCAAAACUGGAAUCGGAACAAAAAGACACUCUCAGAGAGAAGCAGCUAGAUGCUGCUCUGGUCUUCUUCUCAAGCAGGGUGGCUGCAGCUUCUGCAGCUCAGAGUCUACAUGCUCAAAUGGUUGACAAAUGGACAGUUACAGAGGCUCCUGAAUUUCGUCAAAUGAUAUGGACUAAUCUUAAAAUCAGUUUUUUUCAGAGGCAGGUGCGACAAUAUGUCAUCUACAUUGUUGUGGCCUUGACGAUAGUUUUCUUCAUGAUUCCAAUUGGAUUUAUUUCUGCUCUCACAACACUGGGAAAUUUGAAAAAAUAUCUACCAUUUUUAAAGCCAAUUGUGGAUAUAGCUGCAAUCAAGACAGUUUUGGAAGCUUACCUCCCUCAGCUUGCACUCAUUAUUUUUUUGGCUUUGCUGCCGAAGUUCCUUUAUUCUCUCUCCAAGGCUGAGGGAAUACCCUCUGAGAGUCAUGUAGUAAGAGCUGCUGCAGGGAAAUAUUUUUAUUUCAUAGUGUUAAAUGUUUUCAUUGGAGUGACAGUGGGUGGAACAUUGUUCACUACUUUCAAGUCCAUUAAGAAGGAUCCUGACUCUAUACCUGACUUACUAGCGGCUGGCCUGCCACUCAAUGCCACGUUCUUCCUGACCUUCGUGGCUUUGAGGUUCUUUGUUGGCUAUGGUCUUGAAUUGUCCAGAAUAGUUCCUCUAAUUAUAUUCCAUUUAAAGAGGAAGUAUCUUUGUAAGACUGAAGCUGAGGUGAAGGAAGCUUGGUACCCAGGAGAUCUUCGGUAUGGAACUAGGUUUCCUGGUGACAUGUUGAUCGUCACAAUUGUCCUCUGUUACUCUGUUAUAGCUCCUAUUAUUAUCCCAUUUGGUGUGGUUUACUUUGGUUUGGGUUGGUUAAUUCUUAGAAAUCAGGCACUGAAAGUUUAUGUUCCAGCUUAUGAAAGCUAUGGAAAGAUGUGGCCACACAUGCAUAAACGCAUCCUAGCAGCUCUGAUAAUAUACCAACUUACUAUGUUAGGUUACUUUGGGGUGAAGCAAUUCAUCUAUGCACCGCUCAUACUUCCAGCCGUCAUACUGUCCCUCAUAUUUGGCUAUGUCUGCAGUAAGAAAUUCUACCGAUCUUUCUGCGACACAGCUCUGGAAGUUGCUUGCCGCGAUUUAAAGGAAAUUCCUCAUAUGGAACAAGUUUUCAGAUCUUACAUCCAACCAAGCUUGAGUUCUGACAAGAUUGAAGAUGAUCACUUUGAAGAUGCCUUAUCACAAGUUUCAAGAUCAACGUCAUUUGUUUGAUGUACAUUCUCGUAUUUCCACAGGAUUUAUGUUGGUGUGUAUAAUCUGGUUAGCAAAACUUUUUGGAACUUAGCAUGUUUUUUUAUAUGUUAAGCAUUGGGAAUCAUGAUAUUGGGUUGUCUGUAAUAUAUUACUUUCAUUUGCACCAGUUGUGUGGAUUUAUUCUUAUUAUAGUACUGUUUAAUCUUUUA